UGGCGGUCCCUUUGCAGGGAAGGUGGAAGAAGAAGAUGGCCUUUGCCAUCCUUGCGUUCACCUUACAGAUGCUGUAGUACUGGAAUGACCCAUGAAAACAUCAAUAAGUCAGUCACUGACCAUAUACUGAGAGAGAAUCAUGCUGGGGAAUAUGGGGCGAACCACAUUUAUGCAGGACAAAUGGCCGUGCAAGGGAGAACUUCUGCAGGACCAUUGACAGCUAUUGUUAUACAGAAAAUGUGGGAUCAGGAAAAGGACCAUUUGAAAAAGUUCAGUGAGUUAAUGAUCUUAUACAGAGUCCAGCCAACCAUUUUGUUGCCUUUCUGUAACAUUACGGGGUUUAUGUUAGGUGCUGGGACUGCCUUGCUUGGAAAAGAAGGUGCAAUGGCUUUCACUGUGGCUGUAGAGAAGAGCACAUCUCACCAUUAUAACCAUCAGAUCAGGACAUUUGUGGAAGAGGAUCCAGAAAAAUAUAGAAAAUUAUUGAGGCAAUUCAGGGAUGAGGAGAUGGAGCAUCACGACAUUGGACUUGAUCAUGACACAGAACUGGCUCCAGGGCAUUCCAUUUUGAAGAAUGCUAUACAAAUUGGAUGUAAAGUUGCAUAUAUUUUUUUAAUCGGAAAGAAAAUAGUGAAGUUUUGGGCAAUAGUGUAA
Molecule: messenger RNA, 654 nt
Organism: Lacerta agilis (Sand lizard)
Lineage: Eukaryota; Metazoa; Chordata; Lepidosauria; Squamata; Lacertidae
Product: 5-demethoxyubiquinone hydroxylase, mitochondrial-like
Biological process (GO): regulation of reactive oxygen species metabolic process; regulation of gene expression; ubiquinone biosynthetic process
Cellular component (GO): nucleus; mitochondrial inner membrane
Molecular function (GO): 3-demethoxyubiquinol 3-hydroxylase activity
Source: RefSeq, a predicted model, not a curated record